GUUAAUGGAUCAAAACUCAAUGGUACUUCAGUGUCUUUGCAGUCUGGUGACAGAAUCAACUUUGGAGUCUUUGAGAGCAAGUUUAGGUAAACAUACCUGAAACAUGAUACAGGAAUCAUACCAUGAGACCGGAUACAUCAUGGCUGUUGUACUAGAAAGUCUACAAAAGUGGAAUAUGAACCUUUGGUUGUCUGCUCCUCAUGUUUAGAUGUAGCUCAGAAAAAGGCUUUAAAUCAAGCCAUUCAACAGCUUGGAGGCCUUGUAGCAAAUGAAUGGACAAUAGAAUGUACCCACCUUGUAAUGGUAUCAGUAAAAGUUACUGUUAAGACUAUAUGUGCUUUAAUUUGUGCUCGACCAAUUAUAAAACCAGAAUUUUUUUCUGAAUUAAUCAGAGCUAUUCAGUCCAGGCAACAGCUGCCAAAUCAUGAAAGCUUUUAUCCUCCAGUUGAUGAGCCUUCCAUUAGCAGUGAAAACCUGGAUUUAUCUGAGCAUCAUGAAAGGAAAAAAAUAUUCAGUGGAAAAACCUUUGUAUUUCUAACUGCCAAGCAGCACAAGAAACUGGGUCCAGCAGUUGUUCUUGGAGGAGGGGAAGUAAAGUUGAUGACAGAAGGAAGAAAAGAAAUGCCUUUACUACUUUCUCCUGAAGUCUGUGUUGUUGAUGUGGGUUUGGCAAACUCUCAGAUCUCAGGAUCUGGCUCUGUGACAGACUGGACAGAUUCCAUUCUGACUGCCUUGGAAAGUAAGAAUCUAAGGGCUAUUCCAGAGGCAGAAAUUGGACUGGCAGUUAUCUUCAUGUCUACGGAAAAAUACUGCAACCCUCAAAAGCAGCCUGCUUCCAAAGCUGUACCUGAAAGUUCUGCAUCAGCUGUUGUAGGCCGAGCUGUUUCCCAGAGUCUGGCUGUGGAUGAAACCAUAAUGCCAACUGCUGCAGAUAGCAGCACCUUCUACAUAGCUGAUACAGAAGAGCAGACCUGUAUGGAGAUAGAGGAUACUUCCCAGGUGCAUAGACAAAGGAAAACGGCUUUCCAGGAUACAGCUGCCGUAAAGAAAAACAGUGGCACAAGUGGCAGUGUAAAUGCAGGAACAUCUAUACCUAGAGGGAACAGAACAUCUGGGUUCAGUCAAAGAAGUCAGCCUGUCUCCCCAUCUAAAUUUUCAGAAGCUGGGAAACCUCAUGAGACUGCUUCACGUCACCAGUCAAACUCAAUUACAAAUUACUUCCAGGUUUCUAGAAAAAGGGAAAGAGCUGAAGGAGAAGAAACAUCUGUAUCCAAACUAGCAAAAUUGGAGGAAAGGUCAUCGUCUCUUCCCAAGUGCACUGAAUCCAUAACUUCGUCAGUCUGCAACAGUGAAGCAAAACAGCAUCAAAAGAAAAAUAACGUCCUGGACCCAAACCCAGAUUUUGCAGAAGACAUGGGUAUAAAGCUUAUGAGGGAAAGUGUCAAACUAACAAGUGAUAGAACAGACACUAAAACCACUUCCAGUGAAAAUCAUGCACCAAAAAAGAGAAAGGAAUUAAAUUAUUUAUCUGAAGAUACAGAAGCACUGGAAAUUGUGUUUGGAAGUGGAGAAGUAGACUGGGAAGAUCAAAUUACAGAUCAUGACCAGGAAGCUCGAGGAAACGCACGAAAAAAACAAUGUUUGGAAGCCAAAGGAAGCAGGAUUCAAGAAGUAAAUGUAAAUCAGAGAGAGGAGAAUAAAGUGUUGAAAGAAGAGGAACAUGGAUCAGUUCUAACUUCAGAAAAGGAAAGUAACAUCAAGCAAGAGUCACCAGUCUUGAACCACAGCAAACUCCAAGAUGAUUCCAGCAAUCUUCCUAGCAGGCUUCUGUUGACAGAGUUUAGAUCGUUGGUUGUCAGCCAUCCAAGACAGAGCAGUCAUCUUCCUGGAAAUACCAGCUAUGGGGGAAAGAAAAAUUUCAAAAUGUUCAGAAAGGUAGCUUACCCUGGGGCAGGACAACUUCCACACAUUAUUGGAGGAUCAGAUUUGAUUGCUCACCAUGCUAAAAAGAAUUCAGAGCUAGAAGACUGGUUAAGGCAAGAAAUGGAGGAACAGGAUCGGCAUGCAAGAGAAGAAUCACUUGCUGAUGAUCUCUUUAGAUAUGAUCCUAAUGUGAAAAGAAGAAGAUAAAUUGUGAGCUGGAUUUACAGUGUUUCUCUGGAAAAACCUGCAGAAAGCAGGUUCCUUAGGUUUCCUGGUUACAGUGUGUAUGAUAUCCUAUAUAUGAGCAUUUGAAUAUCUCUUACUGUAAGACAUGUUUUCUAAGUCUUGUUUUUAUUAAAGAAAAAACAAAAGUUCCUUUCACUGCUUGGUACUUGCAGACUGCACCAUUGUCAAGACCUUUCCAUUAUUCACUUCAGAGUAAUGCUCAGUAAAAUACUCUAGAUAGGAUUUCAUUUUAGGCUAUUUCUAAUGUUUGAUUAUCAUUACUAUUUUGGGGGGGAAAAAAGAAAAUUAGCACCUGGCUAUUUUUUCUUUUUUCAGAAAGGCUUUGUAAAUUAGGUAUUUUCAAGGGUAUUAUCUUGAGAAUCUAUUGAGGCUGAGAUGCAACUGGUAUUUGAUCAUGAUAUGAUUCAUAAUAAACCACAUCUCUGUGGCUCAUUAA
Cyanistes caeruleus (blue tit) is the source of this 2605-nucleotide messenger RNA. RefSeq names its product nibrin (gene NBN). Gene Ontology annotation, molecular function: protein binding; damaged DNA binding. The record is from RefSeq and is a predicted model, not a curated record. Gene Ontology annotation, biological process: double-strand break repair via homologous recombination; mitotic G2 DNA damage checkpoint signaling; telomere maintenance. Gene Ontology annotation, cellular component: nucleus; Mre11 complex. Lineage: Eukaryota; Metazoa; Chordata; Aves; Passeriformes; Paridae.